CAAAUAAUAAUAAAAACGUGUUCAACUCUGUUAACUCUUCAUCAUCAAGCCUUAUAAUUAAGCAAGAUUGAUAUCUUUUGAUGCCUACUAAUUGUGGACCAAUGUUCUUUCUUAAACACCUUUUAAAACCAUCAAUUCAUAAAAGUAAUGGUAUCAUACAUUCAUCAUUGAGGAACAUGGCAGCAUAUACCGCAGUGAAUGAGCCCAUGCUGGAUUUUGGGCCAGGAAGUCAGGAAAGGAAAGAUUUAGAAAAUACUUUGAAAAAAUACAUUGGUCAGACAAUUGAUGUGCCUAUAGUGAUUGGGGAUGAGGAGAUCAGAACAAAGGAUGUUAGAAAACAGCUUGCACCUCAUGAUCAUAGGUGGGCUGUGGCCACUUUCUACCAUGCAUCUUCUGAAAUCAUAAAAAAAGCCAUAGAAUCCAACCUUAAGGCCCGUGAAGACUGGGAGAAGAGACCAUUGAAGGAGAGGUGCGACAUUUUCCUGAGGGCAGCAGAUUUAAUUUCUAAGAAGUAUCGGAUGGACCUCAUCGCCACAACCAUGAUUGGACAGGCAAAGAAUGUGUGGCAGGCUGAAAUAGAUGCUGCCGCUGAGUUGAUAGAUUUCUUAAGAUUUGAUGUCAUGUUUGCACAGAAAACAACAGAGUACCAGCCCUUGAGUCCAUCACCAAACACCACAGUCAACAGCCUGUCCUACAGAGGGCUUGAGGGUUUUUGGGCAGCUGUUUGUCCAUUUAAUUUUACAGCAAUUGGCGGACAUCUUCCAAUGGCUCCUGCCUUAAUGGGUAAUGUGGCAUUGUGGAAGCCCUCCGACACAGCAGUCCUGUCCAACUACACAGUAUACAAGAUCUACAGAGAGGCGGGGCUUCCCCCUGGUGUCAUCAACUUCCUGCCAGCUGAUGGGCCUGUGUUUGGUGACACAGUUCUCUCCUCUCCAGACUUUGUAGGCUUGAAUUUCACAGGCAGUGUUCCAACUUUCAAGAAACUGUGGAAGCAAGUAGCACAAAAUUUAGAUACAUACAAAAAUUUCCCAAGGAUAAUUGGAGAAUGCGGAGGAAAGAACUUCCACUUCAUUCACCCCUCUGCUGACAUAGAAUCUGUUGUCACCGGCUCCAUAAGGUCGGCCUUUGAGUACAAUGGCCAGAAAUGUUCGGCUCUGUCCAGGAUGUACGUACCAGAGUCCCUGUGGCCCAAGAUAAAGUCCAGGCUGGUGGAGAUUGUGAAGGAUGUCAAGAUGGGCUCCCCUCUAGCCAGGGAGUCUUUCGUCACUGCUGUAAUUGAUGAUAAGGCUUUUGCAAGAGUGAAGAGUUACAUUGACCAUGCUAAGACAAGUCCUAGUUUGUCCAUCAUUGCAGGUGGCGGCUGUGAUGACAGCAUUGGAUACUUCAUUGAGCCAACUAUUAUUGAAACAAAAGAUCCACUGGAUAAAAUUAUGCAGGAGGAGAUCUUUGGACCAGUUGUCACAGCCUAUGUGUACCCAGACAACAAGCUGGGUGAAACAAUCAAACUAGCGCAGACAUCCUCGCCUUAUGCCCUCACUGGUGCCAUUUAUGUCCAAGACAAAGCUGCUAAAGCAGAGCUGACAGAGGCCUUCCGCUACUGUGCUGGUAAUUUCUACAUCAACGACAAGAGCACAGGGUCAAUUGUUGGUCAGCAGCCAUUUGGUGGGGCCAGAAUGUCAGGCACCAAUGACAAGGCAGGUGGUCCACAUUACAUGGCAAGAUUUACCUCCCCUGUUUCUAUUAAAGAAACAUUUGUUCCACAGUUGGCGUGGAGAUAUCCUUCAAUGGAGAAAUAAUCUUUUUGUUUCUUUGUUAUCCAGUAAGAUGUUUUUAAAUUACCUCUAAUAUAUUGAGAAUGUAACUUAAAGAGAUACAAAAAUGAUAUGGAGUAAUGAAAGUAGGAAUUAGUGCUUGUAGAUUCUGAGUGUGACUGUGAUUGCUGUACUACUAGUUUUUGAACAUUUAUGUUUGGUGAGGGCUAUUAGAUAAAUUCAUUGUUUGAGUGCUAAUUAGUGUUUAAGUUUCUGUGUUCACUUCCUACCUGGUGUUAUAGUGAUAACUGUGAUUACAAUUUG
Messenger RNA from Physella acuta, 2075 nucleotides. Its product is annotated as delta-1-pyrroline-5-carboxylate dehydrogenase, mitochondrial. Lineage: Eukaryota; Metazoa; Mollusca; Gastropoda; Physidae. Gene Ontology annotation, molecular function: L-glutamate gamma-semialdehyde dehydrogenase (NAD+) activity. The record is from RefSeq and is a predicted model, not a curated record. Gene Ontology annotation, cellular component: mitochondrial matrix.